AAAUAACAAAAAUGUUAGAGGGCUAAACAACUUGACGACUAUAAAUUCUAGUUUAAGUCAUUUUGGUGACAGAUCUCUUCUUCAACUACAUUUCAAACACAUAACCUGCCAGCUGCUUCAGUCGGGAAGUCAAUGCGGAAGAUAAUAAACCUGGUACAGUUGUGAGUGAGUGCGCCGGCGCGUGCUCGUGUGCGUGUGCACGGUAAAACCACGCAGACGCUCGAGCCACGCCACCACCAUCAGAGAGGGGUUCCCCUAACCGACAGCACGCAAAAAGUAAAGAGGCUGACGGAGGCAUUUUAAGUGACAAAUCUCGGAAAAGAAACAACAAGGAAGUGCAGAGUGAACACCAGAACUCACGACGGGCUGCGUCUGAACUCUCUGGAAGUGAAAUGAUUUGAUCUGAAAGCUCUCGAGCUUUAAGAGAAGCGGCGUUGCGCAUCUCGUCGUGCGCCCUCACGGCGGAUUCAGGGCUCCAAUGCCCAAAGAGUGCAGAAGGAAGACUUCCAAGGACCUCGGGCUCCCUGGGACUGGUAUAAACAACGAGGGGUCUCGUUUAGAGCGAAGACCAGCCGGGAAGUCAACCAAGAUCUGCGAUGAGCUCAUUCAAAAAGCCGCUCAAGUCGCCCCUUCGUCCGCAAGCGGAGCGCCGACGGUGAUGGACGCGCGCCGGGUACCGCAGGUUACCAUCACCCCGGAGGGAGGCGGCUCCUCCCGGGAGAUGCAGCAAGAGGACUGGGAUGAUGCGGUUGACGGCAGCCUGCGCAGGAAACUGUCCAACUCUUCCAUCUCCUCUACAGGCUCCUCUGUCGUGGAGUCCGAGGAUGACUUACUCAGUGACAACGAGAGCAAAAGUAAAGGCAUCAUCACUCUAGAGCAUCUGGUGGACACUGGAGAGAGCAAGCCAUGGUGGAAGUUAAAGACCAUCGUCCACUGGCCCUUCAGUGCUACGCAGAGGAGAAAACUAAACUGGGUGCAGCUUGCUGGGCAUAAAGGUAACUUCAAAGCAGCAGAUGAGGGCACUAUUCUGAAGAAGUUCUCAGAAAACGAGAUGCAGUGUUUUGAGAAGCUAAAGGGUGACGCGCUGCUCUCAUUUGUACCCGGUUACCAUGGCGUUGUGGAGAAAGACGGAGAGUCUUUCCUUCAUAUGACUGACCUGCUAGCGAAUUUUGACCUUCCCAAUGUCAUGGACUGCAAGAUGGGAAUUAGAACCUACUUGGAGGAGGAGCUGGUGCGAGCGCGGGAACGGCCCAAGCCGAGGGAGGACCUGUAUAAGAAGAUGGUGGAGGUAGACAGCGAAGGGCCAACCCCCCAGGAGCAUACCCAACGUGGUGUCACUAAACCUCGCUACAUGCAGUGGAGGGAGACGAUGAGCUCCACCAACACCCUGGGCUUCAGGAUAGAAGGGAUCAAGAAAUGUGAUGGCACAUGUCGAACUGACUUCAAGAAAACCAGAUCAAAGCAGGAUGUCAUCCUGGUGUUCAAAGACUUUGUUGGAGGGAACAUCGACAUCAUAAAGUCCUACUUGAGCAGACUGACGGAGAUCCAGCAGGCCUUGAAAAUGUCAGAGUUCUUCAAGCAACACGAGGUCAUUGGCAGCUCUCUCCUCUUCAUCCAUGACCACACUGGCAACGCACAGGUCUGGAUUAUUGACUUUGGCAAGACCACGGCGUUACCAGAAGGCCAGACAUUAAACCAUGACAUUCCCUGGCAAGAGGGCAACCGGGAAGAUGGUUACCUGUGGGGGUUGGAAAACCUCAUCCACACACUGGAGUCUGUAAGCUGUGAAGGGGGCAGCGAGGAAACCUUUUGCUCAGUUACCAAAGAAAAUAGCCAAAGUACAGAAACAGAUGGUCAGUGACCUUUGACUUAUAGAUGCGUGAAAGGAACUCAGACUGUUUUAAUGGACACCACAGAGAGGUGUCACAUAUGCUUUGGGUGCUCUGUGAGCAAUGUUAAAAAGAGGUUUUGUGUAGUCCAGGAAGAGCUCAAUAAAGCUCAUUAACAAAGUGCAGAUAUGACCAGAACCCACAGUAAUCCCGGGCUCUGGUUUUUACCAAUUUAAGGUACAAGUGACCAUAUUUGAUA
Thunnus maccoyii (southern bluefin tuna) is the source of this 2088-nucleotide messenger RNA. It is a transcript of the gene itpka, whose product is annotated as inositol-trisphosphate 3-kinase A. Lineage: Eukaryota; Metazoa; Chordata; Actinopteri; Scombriformes; Scombridae. The coding region runs from base 479 to 1861 and encodes 460 amino acids. The record is from RefSeq and is a predicted model, not a curated record. The transcript has 7 exons. Gene Ontology annotation, molecular function: inositol-1,4,5-trisphosphate 3-kinase activity; inositol tetrakisphosphate kinase activity. Gene Ontology annotation, cellular component: cytoplasm; nucleus. Gene Ontology annotation, biological process: inositol phosphate biosynthetic process.